AUGCGUAGUGCAGCCAAGGAUGACUUGCCGGAAAUAUUCUUAGGAUAUGAAAGAAAGCAUAACAGAGUUGGGGGAUAUCAUCUCUGCAGUGGUUUUUAUGCUGGUUCGUUGGCUGCUUUACUCUGUCUCUUUUGUUGGAUUUCAAGUAGUGUUCUUGCAAGUCUCCUAGGGUUUCAAAUCGCAUGGAAGGUUGUUCUUGUUGUGCAAUUGGUUUCUUGGACUGCUCAAUUUGUAGGACAUGGUGCAUUUGAGAGAAGAGCACCAGCCCUUCUAGACAACAUUUUACAAGCCUUCAUAAUGGCCCCAUUCUUUGUUUUAUUUGAGGCACUCCAUAACUUUUUUGGGUACGAACCAUAUCCCGGAUUUCAUGUUCGUGUGACAUCAAUGGUACAUGAAGAAAUAGAAGAUUAUAGAAACACGAAGGGAGAAUUACUAUCUUAGUGUAAUAAUCCAAAUAUGAUUGAAGAUCAUAAUUCAUACAACAUAUAUAUAUUUUAACGAAAUUGUAAAGUAUUUUAUGAACGCUUCGAAACUGUAAUCUUUAAUCCAUUUGCCAUUGACAGAAUUGUCAUCAUUCUGUAAUCCACCACAUGUCCUUUCACCAAUUCGAACUUGAAAAAUCGACACAAAAUUGCAAGCGCCAUUUUCAUUUGUAGUGAAUUUGAAAGGAGACGCGUUUUGGAAAAACCCAUCUUUAAGCCAUCUUUCGGGUUUAAAUUGAUUUGCAUCUGGGCCCCAAUUGUACUCCAUUCGUCCCAUCGAAUAAGGAUACAACCGAAGUGUUUCUGUGAUGACAGCGUGCAAAUAGUACAACUUUCCAAGCGAAUCGUAGCUCAUAAGUUCAGCAAAUUGUUUUGUUCUCAUGUCAAAAGAUUCAAGAUCUUGUGUUUCAUCACAAGGAUCUAAACACACUUGUUCUUCUUUCGCACAUUCUUGUUCAAAUGCUUUAAGUUCUGUAUACAGUUUUUCUGCAACAUGAUUGUGAGUCAUGAUCAUGUAAAUGGCCCACGAAAGAGUUGUUGCUGUGGUGUCACGUCCCGCAAUUACAAAGUUUAAUACAACGUCUCUCAAACUCUUGUCAUUGAUGUUGUUUUCUGGGUCUUUUCGUAACUCGAUAAAUCUUGAUAAUAUGUCAUGUUUCAUCUGAUAAAUGUAUGAAAUGAGAUCAAAUUUAGUUUACUUAUUAUUAGUAUAAUAAUACGUGACUACUUGCGUUACCUUAUGGUUAUUAG
Molecule: messenger RNA, 1232 nt
Organism: Lactuca saligna
Lineage: Eukaryota; Viridiplantae; Streptophyta; Magnoliopsida; Asterales; Asteraceae
Source: the annotation of a GenBank genome assembly